Equus quagga is the source of this 5876-nucleotide messenger RNA. It is a transcript of the gene DYRK2, whose product is annotated as dual specificity tyrosine phosphorylation regulated kinase 2. Lineage: Eukaryota; Metazoa; Chordata; Mammalia; Perissodactyla; Equidae. The transcript is spliced from 3 exons. The record is from RefSeq and is a predicted model, not a curated record. The coding region runs from base 337 to 1923 and encodes 528 amino acids. Gene Ontology annotation, biological process: peptidyl-serine phosphorylation; peptidyl-threonine phosphorylation. Gene Ontology annotation, molecular function: protein serine/threonine/tyrosine kinase activity; ATP binding; protein serine/threonine kinase activity. Gene Ontology annotation, cellular component: nucleus.
CGCCGCAGCGCACACGGUCUCUGCUGGUGGCAACAUCUUGUGACUUGCGUCACCAGGGACAAUUCCCGAUUCCCUCGGCAUUAACUUCAUGUUUUCUUAUGAAGGUAGAAAGGUAGUUCUCAAGAAUAACUCAGAGAGGUGAGAGUUAACAAGCACUUAUUGACGUGUUCUUCCAUCCAACAGAUAGUUGUUGAGUGCUUACUGUAUAUUUGGGUUUGUUAAUAGGGACUUACAAAGAUAAGAGGUGACUCCGCCCUGGAAUUGCUCACGGCCAGGUGGGUGCAUCAGGUGUUCAAAGAAGUACAGUAAAAUGAAAUUGGCGGCAGCAAGCACACAAUGAACGAUCACCUGCAUGUCGGCAGCCACGGCCACGGGCAGGUUCAGGUUCAGCAGCUGUUCGAGGAUAACAGUAACAAGCGGACAGUGCUCACGACACAACCAAAUGGGCUUACGACAGUGGGCAAAACGGGAUUGCCGGGCGUGCCGGAGCGGCAGCUGGAGAGCAUCCACCGAAGGCAGGGGAGCUCCACCUCCCUGAAGUCUAUGGAGGGUGUGGGGAAGGCAAAAGCCACCCCCAUGACUCCCGAGCAAGCAAUGAAGCAAUACAUGCAAAAACUAACCGCCUUUGAACACCACGAGAUUUUCAGCUACCCUGAAAUAUACUUCUUGGGUCCAAACGCAAAGAAGCGCCAGGGCAUGACAGGUGGGCCCAACAACGGUGGCUAUGACGAUGACCAGGGGUCGUACGUGCAGGUGCCCCACGACCAUGUGGCUUACAGGUACGAGGUCCUCAAGGUCAUUGGGAAGGGCAGCUUUGGGCAGGUGGUCAAGGCCUAUGACCACAAGGUCCACCAGCACGUGGCCCUGAAGAUGGUGCGAAACGAGAAGCGCUUCCACCGGCAGGCGGCGGAGGAGAUCCGGAUUCUGGAGCACCUGCGCAAGCAGGACAAGGACAACACCAUGAACGUCAUCCACAUGCUGGAGAAUUUCACCUUCCGCAACCACAUCUGCAUGACGUUUGAGCUGCUGAGCAUGAACCUCUACGAGCUCAUCAAGAAGAAUAAAUUCCAGGGCUUCAGCCUGCCUUUGGUCCGCAAGUUUGCCCACUCGAUUCUGCAGUGCUUGGAUGCUUUGCACAAAAACAGGAUAAUCCACUGUGACCUUAAGCCCGAGAACAUUCUGUUAAAGCAGCAGGGGAGAAGCGGCAUUAAAGUGAUCGAUUUUGGCUCCAGUUGCUACGAGCAUCAGCGUGUCUACACAUACAUUCAGUCCCGUUUUUACCGGGCCCCGGAAGUGAUCCUUGGCGCCAGGUACGGCAUGCCCAUCGACAUGUGGAGCCUGGGCUGCAUCUUGGCAGAGCUCCUGACCGGUUACCCCCUCUUGCCUGGGGAAGAUGAAGGGGACCAGCUGGCCUGCAUGAUUGAACUCUUGGGCAUGCCGUCCCAGAAACUGCUGGAUACAUCCAAACGAGCCAAAAAUUUUGUGAGCUCCAAGGGUUAUCCCCGCUACUGCACUGUCACCACUCUCUCUGACGGCUCUGUGGUCCUCAACGGGGGCCGUUCCCGGAGGGGGAAGCUGAGGGGCCCGCCUGAGAGCAGAGAGUGGGGGAAUGCACUGAAGGGCUGCGAUGACCCCCUUUUCCUCGACUUCUUAAAACAGUGUUUAGAGUGGGAUCCUGGGGUUCGCCUGACCCCCGGCCAGGCUUUACGGCACCCCUGGCUGAGGAGGCGGCUGCCAAAGCCGCCGACGGGGGAGAAGACAUCAGUGAAAAGGGUGACCGAGGCCACUGGUGCUAUCACCUCCAUUUCCAAGUUACCUCCACCUUCCAGCUCAGCCUCCAAACUGAGGACGAAUUUGGCACAGAUGACGGAUGCCAAUGGGAAUAUUCAGCAGAGGACAGUGUUGCCAAAACUUGUUAGCUGAGUUGAGCCCCCGAUGCUGGUAAUCUGAAAGAUACGACGUUGCUGAGCCUUACUGGGUUGAAAAGGAGUAGCUCAGACCUGUUUUUAUUUGCUCAAUAACUCGACUCAUUUGUAUCUUUUCAGCACUUAUUUUAAUGUAAGAAGGUUGUUCAUUUUGUUUUUAUAAAAUACAUGGGGACAAUGCUUUAAGUUUUUAUACUUUCUGAAACUGUUUCUGUGUUCUCAAAGUACGAUCCGCCUCAACCGUGUUUAGUGCGGCAGAGUAAUAAACAUCAGUGGCAGGCCAUUGAUCACUUCAUGACUGCUGCGCGCUUACAGAUUGGCGUCAGAGACAUUCACUAUGUGUUUCUGGUUCAGAUAUAUUCUCCCCAAGGUGAUUGCCCCCGAAGGCCCCCUUCUCUCUGUGCUCCAGGUUCAUGCACAGGGGUAGCGUGUCCUGUUCCAUUUUCCAUCCUUAUCUGGGUGGUAGUCAUGGCGGGAGAAUGGUCAGGACAAAAAUGAUACUCUAAGAAAAAAUGGACCUUGGAGAUUUUUUUCCUAAACUAAUGCUCAAACAAAAUAAAAUGCCCAGGUUUAAGUGCCCGGCUAGCACUCUGACAUCCUCAAAGCCGGCCAAGCAGACCUGGCAGAUAAUUGGAAACAUGUGUGCUCCUCCAAAUUUUCUAACAUGAUCGGCGAGCUGUCUUGUAAAGAAGCCUCAUAUUACAGAAUUGCUUUUGCACCUGACUUUAGAAGUGUGUUCCAUGAACUGUUCGCCCUUCUCUCUGCUUUUCUCUUCUCUGUUCUCUUUUACCACCCAUCUGUUGCUUGCAUUUCAUUUUUUUUUUUUUCCUUCAAAUAUAUAUCCCGGACUGUUAAUAAGGAAGAGAGACAUUUCAGCUGUGAUUAUGACCAUUGUAUCAUAUUCCAGUUAAAAAAAGAAGAACAGCCUAGCUACUUAAGGUGGGCGUUUUCAGAGUUCCAGAGGAGGUUCGGCAGAGAUCUGUGAGUGCACACGUUUCAGGUCCCCUUGUAAGGUUCCCUAGCCUGGGAGAGCAUCAGCUCCUCUAAAGAGGAAGAGGGUUGGAAAUCCUCUUGAUGAACAGAAGUCAUUGUGGCUGUUCAGUAAGGCCGAUUUUAACAACACAUUUAAAGGAGGAAAAGUUCAACCUCGAGUUAAAUGGUUUGACUUAUUCUUUGCAUCAUUAGCAGAACCACAGAAAUUUGCAUUCCUCGAUUUUAUUUUACUUUCUUUUGGAUUGCACUGAUUGUUUUUGUGGGAAUGACACUUUACCUGAAGAAGUAACUGAGAGUUAGUAAAAGAAUAUUUUCUUCUCUGAAUAAUAAUUAUUUUCACGGUGAAAAUUUCAGUAUUUUAUCGCUAAGGUAUGAGCAGUGAUAUAUAUCAAUUUCAAGGCACGUGGAAAAAAUUUUUUAGUAUGUGCAAUUUAAUAGAGAAGGAUUUCUGCCUGUUUGGACAAUAGGUUUGGGUAGUAUAAAUUAGGAUAAAUACUCUUUUAUAUGCACAGAUAUUAUUGUAUUGCCUGUAAAUUGAUUUACAAGUACUUAAAGCAUGGUCCCCCGUGAGGCCAAGAAAGUUUCCGGUUAAGUUCUUUUAAUAUUAAUCCUACAGUUUCUCUUACUUAAAAGAAUAAAAAAUUUUGACUAAAACACUUUACUUAUCUUGAGGCUUUGUCAGUUGGUGGUGGAGAAAAAUGCUCAGGAAAUACUACAGAUAUUUGCCAAAAAAAAAAAACCAGUAAUAAGAUUAGCUUAUUAAUAAGAUAGUGAUGUUGAUAUUUGCUUUACUAUUUAAGGGUGUCACAGAUAAAUUAAUUUGUACUUCUGUAUUUAGAAAUUAUAGCUUCUUUCCCCUAGUAAAAUUCUUUACAUAUUGUACACAUUUCUGUGUAAUCUGUGGAAGUGCAAUAAUAUGUUAGUAAGUUGCAUUUUACAUGAUGCUCAUGUGAUGAUACCCCCCAAUCAGUGGCUUAUAGAACUUAAAGAUUGCAUAUUUAUUAUUAAAACUUUGGCUUAAAGGCAUAAGAACUGUAAGACUUGGUGUGGUGGCUUUGUAAAACAAGGCUCUCGAUGGUUAGCUUCUUUGGGUCAUUGAAAUAAACAAAACAUACAGGCUGCAUUCCCUGUGCAGUGCUCCUUCCGUGCCCACUCUCAUUUCCACAUUUAGGUUUAAAUAUAUGAACCUGAGCCCGCCCUUAAUAGGAAUUUCCCCAUAAAUUUGUUAUACAUGUGAAAAUUUAUAAAUGGACUAAUACUCCCUGUCUUUCCCUCACCACACUGGUUCUUGAGAUGCCAACAGUGCAUUUGUGACCAUCUUUAUUCACAAAUGUAACCGGAAACUUUUAAGCCAAACUAUAAUGGGCAGCACUGUGGGGUCCCCCCCUCCCCCCAGUACAGUUCAAUUUCCUUUAUUCACAAGAGCCACCACAUUCAGUGUUUAGUGAUAGAGCUGCUUUAUAAAAAUUCUAGCUUAAUUAUAAUGUCAAAAAGAGAAAAAUGUUCAAUCUUCGUUGAUUUCAAAACAUCAAUAAAUGAAGGGCUCUGAUAGGCUACCCGGAGUUGGCUUGGAAACAGUCCUUGGUCUCACAGGUUACCGCUGUCUAGGGAUGUCUGAGCUGUUUUCAGAUUUAGGAAUAGCACAGUGUUGUCUUGUCUUUGGUUGCAGUCUCAGCUGGCUCUGUUCUUGCACCACCAGAGUGCGUGUCCCCACCUGGGUGUAUUGCUACAGCAGUGGAACAACAGUGAUGCAAGACAGUGUAGAUGAACAGUAGAGGAGAAAUUGUGCCCUUAGUGUUAACAAUGUGCCUUUUGUUCUGAAUGCCAUGUUGUAGGGCAUGCAUUUUUUGGCCUCUUUAACUCUCUGAAUACUAGGCAGUAAGGAUGGAACCCACCUCUGUGAAGAUAACACCUGUCUUAAAUAUCCAGUUACUUAACAGGCCUUAAUAGAAACCGUAAGGCGUGAAUCAUCGUCAGGCCCUGAAGAAGGUACCAUUCGUUGGUUAGUUACACAGGGAACUCUUAUGUUUAAGGGGUUAAAGAUGGUCUUUGUUCUAUCUUAACAUCAGACUGAUUUUUUAAAUGAUAUUUUUUUUUGUUAUGCUAACAGUAGACAAAAAUCAACUGUAUUUGUAAAAAUUUACCUCAAACCAUUUAAUUUUCUAGCGUGAUUAAUCCCAGGGCAUUUGGUAUGAACCAAAGUGCAUUCCUUUUAUAUGUGCCUGGCUCUAGUAAGGAUGGCCAGGGGUUUUUACAAUUUGGGUGCAAGGCACGUAAGCCACUUUUAAACUUAAUGGGUGGUUUGGAGUCGUGUUAAGGGACUCCAGCAGAAUGUUAGGAAACACUUCAGGCAUCAGUAGCAUUGGGCCAUAUUGGAAUCUUAAAAGUGUGAAUUAUUUUAAAGAGAGCAUUCAUUUUUGUAAUUUUUUUCAUCAAGACUAUUUCUGGUAAGCAGAAGACUUUUUAAAAAAUCUGAUUUGGUUGGCAAAGGUUUUAAUAUUGCCCAACACAAUGCUGUGGUAGCAUUUAAAAAAAAGUAUUUGUGAACUCUUUCUUUCUUAGGGGCUUGUACAUCUCUCUGCUAUGGACAUAAAUAGAAUUAAUUGUAACUAUACUCAGCUCAACUGCUACAGUUACGUCUAGGCAGUGGCUUGGGUUUUUAUCGAGCAACAACUUAGACACGUGACUGUAAUAUGCUGCAACUGUGUGUCCUGAAAAUCUGUGAAAAUGGUUGAAUGUGGACUGUGUAUAUAUGUAUGUAAAACCUUCUGUGAGAUGCUGCUGUCGCCACUUGACGUGAACUCUGUUCUAGGGGAUUUUGAUCCUAGUGGCCAGUUCUAUGAUACUGUAUGUAUUGUACAGCUGAUGACAGGAGUAAGACUGUUCAGUGAAUAUUUGUUAAAUUUUAUUGUCGUGGCCAGAGAUAAUUUCAGAAUAAAAUUUUAAUGUCCUACCGUA